AUGGCUCCUUCUUCUGGAGGCCUUGAUUGUGGGUUCUACCUACACCUAUGGCGAUCUUUGAAGCGAAUGAAUUGUGCUUUGAGUGAUGGUGCUUCUUUGUCGGGAAAAGAAGUGAUUGGGAAAGAAAAGAGCUGUUUCGGCAGCUGGGGCAAAGCGUCUGGCAAUGACCGAGAUGCGCAACCGAGGGUGGCUCAGCGCCUGCAGAUGCUGAGCGCUUUCAUUGUUCGAGCACGUGAUUUUCAGCUUCAGCUGUUCCAGAAGGAUUUUGAUUUCUUGGCUCAACGUGGUGUGCCGAGAACCAUGGUGUGGAGUGCAGUUGGGCCUUGGGGGCUCCGACUAGGGGCUUCGGAGAUGGAGUGCUCUGAUGGCACGUGUGUGAGCGGCAACCCGCUUGCUGCUGCAACCUCUUGGUCCUCGGGGAUGGAUCACGGGAUUGCUGGGGAUGAAUGCCCUGCUCAGGGGCUACCUUUGGCGAGUGAGCCUUGUGCGCAUGCUUCCGACACGCAGGCAAGUGCAACUUUUGGGCUUCACAUGAUUGAGGACACUUUCUCUGAGGAGUUUCUUUACUACGUGCCGCAGGCAAGUGCAGCAUUUGGGCUUCACUUGAUUGAGGACACUUUCUCCGAGGAAUUUCUUUACUACGCGCCGCAGCAGCAGCUUCUUCCCUCAGCGGCUGGUCUGGACCUUGGUGCUGGGCUGUGUGGGACGUCGUCUUGCGCUGCUGAGAGCCCUGUGUGUGACUUUCAAGAAAUCAACAAGACCCGUGAAAGGGCAAAGAGCCUUAGAGGCCUAGCUAGUGAUGAUUGUGUGUGUCAAGAAAUCAACAAGACCCGCGAAAGGGCAAAGAGCCUGAGAGGCCUAACUAGUGCCGAUUGUGAUGGUGAGUGCGAGCCUGACCGUAGGACGAAGAGCCUUUAUGGCCGUGUUCUUAGUGUUCUGUGGGAGCUCAGCACUAUCAAGACCCGCGAAAGGGCAAAGAGUGAGACUGAUAUCGGGCCUCUGGCGCCUGCUACUAGUUCUAGUGGUAGACAUGGCUCCCCGGAGCCCCCCUGUUCUCCCUCCUCGCAGUGCUGCUGCCAUGGCCUGGGCUCGCUGGCGGCUGGCGACGGUGGCGGCCAGUUCUUCAUCGCGCAGGGCAAGGACACUGGAGUGGUUGCCGAUGACGCUUCUUGCCGGGGCUGCUGCCCAUGCCGUGGUUCCUCUGCCCCCCUAGGGUUUAGGUCCUCCCCCAUAGGGGUACCCGUGUCUUCUGUUGGGGGCGAUGCGCUGCCCCAUUGCUGCACUGACCAAGCUUCACUUUCUCCCCUAGGGUUUAGGCCUUUGGUUUCUUGGGCACCUGAAGUCCGGGCUGCUGCAACAGCUGAUCGGGAUGAUCUAGUGAUGCCUAAUAGAGCGUGCCCCCGGAGCCCAGGCGGUGGGUGUAAUCCGGGUUUGGAGUUUUUGCCAGGAGGAGGUGGGGUCGCUGACCCAGGGCUCCGGGGGCCUUCCCAAUACAGGCCGCCGUCGGUGUGCAAUACAUCAGUGGGUCGAGGGGACUGUGGUCCCGUUGAGCAGUCUCAGGACGGUGCCAAGCUCGAUGCAGUUUCCCCUUGCAUGUGUCAGGUGCCUGCGACGCGCCUGGCGGGACUGCUGCAAACUCAGAGCGAUCUUGACGGUGCGCAACUGCAGGGGCCCCUGGGUCAAGACAGGCCGAAAGGUCCGAGUAUAUCCCGCGUGGCCCCUGGUAGUUUGACGCCUUGCUGCCUGUGUUGCGGGUGCUAUGCUGACAUGUUUGAUCCGAGAAACCCGCCUGUAUGUGUGCAGUUGCAGGGGUCAGUGGGUCAAGGUAGGCCGAAAGGUCCGAGUAUAUCCCAUUUGGCCCCGAGCAGCCUGCUUUCAACAUGUGUGCGUGAGGUAUGUCCUGGCGUGAUGCACAACUGCGAUUGUGGACUGCGGCCUGCUGACGGGCAGCCUCAUCUGAGGCAGGGUGAUGACGGGCAAGUGCAAGGGAACUUGGGUCAGGAUCUGGACUCUGCUGUUAUCUUGCGCUCCUGCUUAUCUGAGGGCUGCUCGGGUCCCACUGGCCUAAGGUUUGGAGGCGGAAACCCGUUUGAAGGCAUGAUGGCUAGUAUCACGGAACAGCUUAUGCCCAUGAUCACCGCGCUCAUUCAGAAAGCUGUGCAGGAAGCCAUUGCAAAUGCAAUGGGAGGUGCCCCGGCAACCCCUCCCCGUGUUGUGCUGCAGGAGCCGACCCUGGAGCGAGGGCCUAAACGCCAUAAACCUGACCCUAACCCCAGUAACAAGCGAAAAAACCAUGAGUCGAGCCGCCAUCCUUCCUCUCGUGAGCUGGGCGAGGGCAAAGCAUCUGGUGGCAGAGGUGGUCAGCCUGCUGCUGCAAAGGGCUCGGCCAAAGGUGUUGCUAGAGGCAGUGCAGAGGCGUCCCCACCCAAGCCUGGACCUAAAGGCAAAGGGCAGGGCGAUCGGCCUCCUCGUGAUGCUGAGGGCUGGACCAAGGUUCAACGUGCUCCCCCGCAGGGCCCCUUCCAGCUCCGAAGGCAGGAUUGGAGCGCGCAGUUGUUGUCGCAGGAUGGCAUCGCCAAAGCAUUGGACGAUCUUAAACCGGGUUCUACACUGGAAGCUGUCAUUCUUGUCCCGGGAAGUGUGGGUGAUCUCCUGCGUUUUCGGCGAGCCUCGAUUGUGCAUUGCAAAUCCGACCCUUCUGAUGGUGGUGUCCCUUGCUUUGCGGGGCACAAGGCCAAGGCCAUUAAAGUUGUUCCUGCGUCCACUUCGGUCGUCUACUUUAAGGUGCCUGAGAUGUACAUGACGCCUGAUAAAUUCAAGCAUUGGAAGAACAACCCGAGUCGUGCUGCCUCUUCUUGGGCCAGUUCUCACCAAAUCACUUUGAGUGACACGUGGGGUUGGGUCGAGGAGCAGCAGGCUGGCAAGCAAGGUUUGCAGCUGUUUGGCAUUGCUCGCCUCCUGGAUGCCGAGCUGUCUUCUCUCGUUGCUGUCAGUGGCCGGGAUGGAGUUUUUGUUGAUGUGCCGCGCGGCAAGCUUGUCUCCACUGUGCAGUGGCUUGCUGUUACCAAGGGGGAAGCUCCGACUGCGUACCUUGAACGCGGCCUCCGCAUGAGUGCUCCUUAUGGUCUUGCCACCCAGGGCGGACGCCUUGGCGCCAGAUCGCCUAGGGAUCCCUCACAGGCUGUCCCGCGUGUUUGGAAUUUCCCUCAUGUGCCGGCUACCUGGGGACAGAAGGAAGUGCUGCAGGUGCUGGACCAAUCCUUCAAGGAUGUGGCUUUGAUUCAGCAUAAGCGCACUGGCGCCGAGUACUUGUAUCGCUUCAGAGCUACGCUCAAACACGGUGAUCUUGAUCUGGUUCCUUUGAGUGCUAUCGUCGAGAGCGAGCCGGGGAAGGACAAUGAAAUCACGCUGUGGGCUACGGUUGCACCCUAUAAGCCUAAGCAAGCUAAGCAGCGACCUCUGCGAUGUGCGCCGACUCCCUGCCUCGCCAAGGAGAAGCCUGCACUGGAGCCCAAACCUGUUAAACUUGAGGUCCCUGCUGAGCUGGAUGAUGAAGGUAAGGAGGUGUCCCCUGCCAAACAUGUUGCGGCUUCGCAUCGGCAAAUCCCCUCGGGGUGUGAUCUCAUUGAGACUCCGAAAGACGGAGCCUGUUUGUUUCACGCCAUAGCGCGUGGCCUCCACUGGCUUUCGGGCCCUAAGAAGGCUGAGUACUCCCACAGGGACUUGAGGGCACGCUGUGUAGAGCACUUACGAAAAUAUGCUUCGCAAUAUAUAGGGGAAUGGGACGGCCACGGGCCGGCUCUACAAAAAUUGCGCGAAAAUGCCGCAUCUCCGGAGGACGCCUUUGAGGAAUACCUCAAGUUAAUUGCUUCGGAAUCUGCAUACGCCUCUACCAUCGAGCUGAAGGCUCUCGGGCGUUUAUUUGAUUGCCACAUCCUUGUGAUCCCACGCGAUGGGAAUUUUAGUGCGAUGUCGUUUCAUGCGCAGCAGCGCAAAAGGAGGCUGGUGUUAUGGUACACGCCUCGGCACAUCGAGCUUCUUUUGCCAGCUAAGGAUGCUAAAGACUACCCAGAGGAGGUUUUCUCCGUUACGAGUGGUGCUGUCGUUGACCUGAGGGCUGGAGGGGAUGACGCUUCCCAGUGCUCUGGUACUGUUUGGACUGCUUGCGCCCGAUCAAACCGAUCCAAGGCCAGCCGAUCAUCCUCUGUGAAGGCGGGCACUGUGUGGACUGUCACCAACGCGUCGAGCAGAAAGGCCGCUUCUUCUCUUAAGCGCGCUCGCGGUGCUGCUGCGACGGUCUGGUCCCGAGCCGUCUCCUCUGGUGCUUCCGUGCAUUCUCAAAUGCCUGCCUUGCCGGAGUGCGACGAUGAUGAUGCCCCGCAACCUGAGCGGUUGCAUCAUGCCAGCCGGGCCCUGCCUCAAUCUGCCCUUGUGAUGGCCCGUCGUAAUCGCGGCCGAGCCUUCCCUGAUGGAGUUGCUAAAUGCAGGCUUUGUCCCUUUCGCCGCAAGUGUGCUGAUCCUGUGAAGGCCUAUGCGGCCUAUCAGCGGCACUUCUUGGAUUCGCAUCCGGGGGAGAAGCUUGGGCUCGCUCCUGCCCGCAAGGCUUCCUGUGUUCGUGACCUCGCUGAUGGCGAGGGGGCGUACUGGAGAUGCAAACGGUGCCAGGCAGGCAUCUCUACUGCUGAUGCGGCCCUUUUUGGCAAGGACUCUCUGUGCCGCUUUCGCCGGGAGCAUAAAACACAGGCCCACCCGCGCGUCUCUUGGGCUGUGUGGAACAAGGAAGCGAAAUCACACUCGGCCACCAAAUGGGCCUCAAAGAUCAGUGUCACUCGCAACAAUGCCCAGAAGGCUAAGCUCCUGCCGGUGCUGCGUGAGCUGGAGGCUCAGGACUUUGAUGCCUUCGGGUGGCCGCGCCAGGCUGGGAAGGACACCAAUACUGUUGAUAAGUAUCCCUUACGCAUAUGCCCGGCUUGGGUGUGCCGCAAAUGCCGAGCGCCGUGCCCCUCUGCAGAGAUCGCUAGGAAACAUCGGUCGAUCAAGGGACAGUGCCCUUCUCGCACUGCUAAGGCGAGGGCGUGGAUUCGGUUGCGCUCCCUUGCUGCCAAUAAGAAGCUUCAUGAUGCUGCUCCUGCCUCUGUUCGCAAAGAGCAAGGUGAGCUCGCCUUCGCUGCUGCUGAAAAGGUCAAUGUUCCUGAAACGGCUGGCAUCGGCUAUCGCAACCAGUGGAAAGCGCAUGGCCGGCAUGUUGCUCUGAGUGCUCCUGAGGAUCUCGGCAGCCGGGUUGCUUUGGUCAGCGAUUUUCCUUUUCGGCAUGUCCAGCUGUGUAAGGGUCCUGCUUCCACCAGGCACGUGGCGGGACUCUUCAAUGUGCGAUCCCUCCCUGAGGAUGAUUCUUCGCUCCCUGCGAGCUCCCGGAGUGCCACUGAUGAAACCAUCCUGGUGGUGGCCUUUUAUGGCCAGGCCGGCAACGAGCCAGUUGCCCAGACACAAGUGGAUGAGGUUUUGGCGUGUGCGGUUGCCUCGGGUUAUAGGUUUGUGGUUUUGGGCGACUACAACCUUGAGCCUUCCCAAGGCCGCUUAGGAUCGCUAAUUUCGCAAGGCACCGUGCUUGCUGGUGAUGAAUGUGCGCGUGGCCGGCCCCUUCCUGCCACGGGCCCGGUCAAUGCCCAAGGAGUGCGCUCUCGUCGCAUUGAUUUUGCUGUUAAUCAUCGUGACUUGCCUGCGGUUUCUGUGGAUCACUUUACGUGCGAUUUUUCGGACCACUUGGGGGUACACUACUCGUAUGCCCUUGAUGCUCCUUGUCCCUUGGUUGGGCCCAAGCGAUGUAAGCCUCGUGAUGAUCUCCAGUCUUCUGACUUGGAGUCCAGAUGUGCUCAAAUUGAUGCUGGACCCUUUGCGAGCGCCUUGGAACAGAAUGAUUUGGACGGGGCUUGGCGCUUCUUGUCGGACACCGCCGAGCUUCUGCUGUGUGAGCCGUGCUCUGCUGAGUGCGUUCCUCGCGCGUCUUCCUGGGAGCCUGUCGCCCACAGUGCGGCGGGACGGGCUGGCAAGCAGCUUGUGAAGUCGGAGGGCCUGCGCCUUUUGCUGCGACUCCGUGCGAGGCUUCAGGUUCUUUCCCACCGGACGAACGAUGCUUUGCUGGUGGCACGAAUCAGGCGCUCACUCCGGUCCACGCGCUUGAAGGUGCCCAGCCUGCCUUUUGCCCGUGAUGGCGAUGAGCUCUCUCUUCUCCCACAUGUUGCACAGCUUGUUGAGACUUUCAUGCAGCAGGAGGAGGAGGCAAGAAAGCAGAUGUGGCGCACCAGGACGCGUGCUGACCUGCCUCGUGCCCGGUCUUUUGUGAAGCGGCGCGCUGAUGAGCAGCUUGCUUGGGAGCGUCAGCUUCCGGAUGUUGCCAGUCCGGGCGACCCUGCACAUCCGGCGGUCGCGGUUGCAGCUGUGGCAAAGGACCUGCGGGCGAAGCUCUGUCCCGCGUCCUUUAGGGCGGUUGACAUGCAGGCCAUGCGUGAUCUGUUGCGGCCCCUGCCGCGCCCCGCAAGCUCGGAGGUCGUGCCUAACAUCACGCCAGAGGCUCUCCGACGCUCCAUGCAGUCCAUGAGGCACCGUGCUGCCGGGCCGGAUGCGUGGAAACCGGGACUGCUAUGUUCCAUGCCUGAUCUUUGGUGGGUGUGGACCUCCCAGCUGUGGAAUCGGUGCCUUGCUUGUUGUGACGUCCCCGCCCAGUGGGCACAGGCACGUGUGGUGAUGAUUAAGAAAAUCAAGGGGGGCUUCAGGCCGUUAACCAUCUCUCAAGCUGUCUGGCGUGCGGGAGCAAGGAUUUUGAAUGCCCAACUCUCCGACUGGAUAGGUUCGUGGAGCUCUCCGUCGGAUGCCGGUGGCAUCCCGGGCACGUCGGUGUCGGGUGCCCUGCUUCAGCUGAAUGCUGCAAUGCGCGGUGGCGCUAAUGUUGCGGUUCAACAGGACAUUGCGGGGUUCUUUGAUGCCAUCCAGUUUGAAGCCCUAGAGGUCCUCCUUUCUCAUUUGAAAGCGCCGCCUUUUCUUUGGCCGCUGCUGAAGGCCUUUUACACGCGAGCUUCGCGCAUCGUCCAACUUGAUGGUGCAUACAGUGAUGCCUGGUUUAAGCCCCGCUUGGGUAUAGCUCAGGGUUGUCCCUUAAGUCCCACCCUUGCUGCCGCAUUUAGCCACCUUUGGACCUUGGCUGUGUUGAGGCAAGGGGUUUCAGGCCUGGUCUACCUGGACGACCGGUCCUUCUGGACUUUCUCUGCGGAUCUUGGCGACCUGGAGCAUGCGAUUCGGCGCUCCGACCGAUUCGAUGCCACUUGUGGUCUUGAAAUUUCCCUGCCAAAGUGUGCGAUCGUGGCGCCGGAGGGUCAUGUCGAGGCCUCUGCUCUGGCUGCCCGAUUCAACUAUCAGUUUUCGCAAACCCUUGAAGUCUUAGGUGUCACUGUUUCCUUUAAUGAUGAAUGGGGCUUGCUGAAAUUUUCCUUGAGAAAAGCUUUGCUGCGCAUGGACCUUUUGCGCUGGGUGACCGCUUGCAGUCGACUGCGGGCCCUCAUGCUGAAAUCACUUGUUUACCCGUGCUUGGUGUGGGCCGCUGCCUAUGCCACGCCACUGGCAGGCGAGAUGAAGCAAGUUAGAGAUGCUGCGAUUCGUGUUUUUGACUGUCAAUUUUCCUUUGAAGCCCCGCGUGUCCUGAUCUUCGAACAUGUGGGGUGGAUGCUGGAGCCACAGUGCGCUGCUGACUCUGCUGUGCUCCGCGAGGCCUGGCGCCUCCUCUGCCAGCCUCCGGCCUUUGCUCUGGAGCAGCCGCGUGAUGCCCGGGGCCAGCGCUGGGAUCAGCUGUUGCCUGCUGCGCCUGGCCUCCUUCGCAAAUUGGGGUGGAGCGUCGUUGAACGCCCUGAUGGCUUCUUUUUCGCCUGCCGUGAUGACUUAGGGAUCUCUCGUGAGGUGCAGGUCGGAUGGGAGAGCUUUGCUGAGGUUAAGGGCUGGCUGUUUGACCAUUACCGGCACCUUUACAUGCAGAGAUGCCAGCGCGUCUGGCGGAGCUUUCAUAGGCCGGACCCGAGCCUUGCACGCGGCCUGGAUCUGGCACCUCCGUCGCGGGAUGCGCGCUUCAGCUUUCGUGGGCACCGCGUUGCCAUGCAUGAGGCGACCACUCCUUAUAUGAGACGGGCUGCUGCUGUCACGGGAGGCUCGUGCUGGUUCUUUACGGCCGGGCAGGGUUUGAACGAGCAGCAUAGGCGCAUGCAGUGCCUCUGCGGAGCGACUGCUCCGUCGCGACCGCAUGUGACCUGGGUUUGCGAGUGCACCGAGGCGCUCCGGCGGGAUCACCCCCCUCCGACGAAUCGGGCGGAGGAGCGCAUGUUUGCCAAGUCGACUCCCUUGAAACCUCCGGCGCCUGCCGCCUCUGACUGUGGGGCUUUUCGGGCGGACUUGGAUGCUGCUUUCCGUGCUGCCCUCGGCUCUGGCAGGAGCAGGAUUUAUGCGGCUACUGAUGGCUCCAGCCAUCGAUCUGUCGGUGCUUAUGCGGUGGUGAUCGGCGAUCCGUCUUGUGUCUAUGCCAUGGGCACUGGGGCAGAGGAUCAAUCCCCGUAUCGGCAGGAAGUUCUGGCCCUCCACGCGGCCUUUGCUUCGGUCCACCGGGUGUGGAGUGAGGGCUGCGAGACGUGCAUUUUCAUCUUGACCGACUGCAAAGCUGCCCUGACGGCCAUCUCGGGCCAUGGUGAUGAUCCCUUUAAGUUGGGCCUCUUGCUGAGGGACGCGCGCCGUCUCUGGAAGGAACUGGUGAGGCGCGGCUGUGCUAUCUCCUUGAUUUGGGUGCCAUCGCACAAUAAGCACCCCCGCUGGCGGCCUUCGUCGGAUCACGAUGCGGAUGUGCUCCGCGCCUUUAACCAUGCUGCAGAUCAGGCGGCGGGCAAUUGCAUGCAAAACAGGCUCUCGGGCUCUCUCAGGGAGCGAUGGCAUCAGCAGUGUGAGCAGGCUCGGGACUGGGAGCUGGCUACCAUCAGACUUGCGGCAGCUGCUGCCGAGAAGCUGGACACACAUGUGAAAAGUGUUCCCCUUGAUGAUGCUGAGCCCGCAGGGGCUGGGCCUUGA
Molecule: messenger RNA, 9096 nt
Organism: Symbiodinium sp. CCMP2592
Lineage: Eukaryota; Dinophyceae; Suessiales; Symbiodiniaceae
Source: the annotation of a GenBank genome assembly